Molecule: messenger RNA, 1885 nt
Organism: Aspergillus fijiensis CBS 313.89
Lineage: Eukaryota; Fungi; Ascomycota; Eurotiomycetes; Eurotiales; Aspergillaceae
Product: Bicupin, oxalate decarboxylase/oxidase
Exons: 3
Coding region: 97-1473 (458 amino acids)
Biological process (GO): oxalate metabolic process
Source: RefSeq, a predicted model, not a curated record
CGAAUAAUCCCUCACCAACCUAUAAAGAGGGCGACCCUCUCCUCAGCGACAGACCAGAUCUUCCCCAGACAAUCGCCUCUCGCCCACACUUACAACAUGCAAUUGCUAUCGAGGUCCCCCCAGUCCCUGCUGGCGUUAGUGGCCGUGACCGGCUUGAUUGGACACAGCCAUGCUGGCCCAGUACCCAACGACGUUUAUCAGCAGUUGAUGCAGAUUCCGGCCUCCUCGCCCUCGACUUUCUUCAACAGCAAAGAGCCCUUCACCCCCGACCACCGUGAUCCCUGGGACCAUAAGGUAGAUGCCAUCGGGGAAGAUCGAGAGCCCCUUCCCUGGCGGAUGGGCGAUGGCGCCUCGGUGAUGGGACCGCGGAACAAGGACCGCGAGCGCCAGAACCCCGACCUUGUUCGACCCCCGAGCACCGACCAUGGCUCGCUGCCCAACAUGCGAUGGUCAUUUGCUGACUCCCACGUGCGAAUUGAGGAAGGCGGCUGGACGCGCCAAACCACCGUCCGCGAGCUCGGAACCAGCAAGGAGCUCGCCGGCGUGAACAUGCGCCUCGACAGCGGAGUCUACAGAGAGCUACACUGGCAUCGAGAGGCCGAAUGGGCGUACGUCCUCGCGGGCCAGGUGCGCGUGACAGGGAUUGACCUCGACGGGAACGCGUUCAUCGACGAUCUGGAAAAAGGGGAUCUGUGGUACUUCCCCUCCGGCCACCCGCACAGUCUGCAGGGGCUCGGGGAGAACGGCACCGAGUUUCUCUUGAUCUUCGACGAUGGCAAUUUCAGUGAGGAGUCGACGUUCCUGCUGACGGACUGGAUGGCACACACCCCCAAAGCAGUCCUAGCCGAGAACUUCCGCCUCCGCCCGCAACUGUUCAAGAACCUCCCCACGAGCGAGAAAUACAUCUUCCCGGGCUCGCACCCGGCCUCGAUCCCCAAAGAGACCCCGCCCAACUUCAAACCCUCCAAGGAGCGGUUCACCCACAAGAUGCUGGCCCAGAAGCCCGAGCGCACCUCGGGCGGCGAGGUGCGCAUCACCGACUCGUCCAACUUCCCGAUCUCCAAGACGGUGGCCGCGGCGCACCUGACGAUCCAGCCGGGGGCCCUCCGCGAGAUGCACUGGCACCCCAACGCGGACGAGUGGUCGUACUUCAUCCGCGGGCGGGCGCGGGUGACCAUCUUCGCCGCGGAGGGCAACGCGCGCACCUUCGACUACGUGGCGGGCGACGUGGGGAUCGUGCCCAAGAACAUGGGCCACUUCAUCGAGAACCUGUCGGACGAGGAGGAGGUCGAGGUGCUCGAGAUCUUCCGCGCGGAUCGGUUCCGCGACUUCUCGCUGUUCCAGUGGAUGGGCGAGACGCCGCGGCGGAACGUGGCGGAGCAUCUGUUCGCGGAGGAUCCCGAGGCGGCCAGGGAGUUUCUGAAGAGUGUGGAGAGCGCGGAGAAGGAUCCCAUUCGGGAUACCAGGGCUUAGAAGAGGGAGGAAGUCAAAUUUCUCUUCGAAAGUGACGUUCAAGUUGAGCUUAUUGUGUGGUGUACCAUGUACGUUGUGGCUUGUAAUCCUUCGGAAGAAAUGCAAACAUACAAGGCUUAAUGGUCAGUAGACCGACAUCGGCCGACGUCAUCGAUCCGAGAAGCAAUAAGCUCGUGGCUGAACGAUAGGGCAUGCAUGCAUUUCGUCUUUGCCUAAAUACUGAGAUUUUGCUCAGCCCUCUCACAUGCGACGGACUCAAACUUCAUGACUGGAGUCCAAGCAGGUAAACGAGAAUAUUUCCCAAUCGGACCAAGCCCAAGUGGAGAGAAAGUGUGGCGAUGAAAUCAUCCAACCCACAUUUUGGUGGGGGAAAAAGGGACGCUAAGCCGGUUGUAGGGCGGAUUACGAAGGC